Messenger RNA from Diabrotica balteata, 249 nucleotides. The record is from the annotation of a GenBank genome assembly. NCBI's taxonomy places the organism in Eukaryota, Metazoa, Arthropoda, Insecta, Coleoptera, Chrysomelidae.
AUGGAACUUGUAGCCGCAAAAGCAGAAAAAGAAGAAAAGGAAAGGUUUAAGAAAAUAAACCUGGAACUGGAAAAAGGGAAGCAGAGUAACAAGAGGAAUAAAGAAAUAAAAGAAAUGUUUAAAGGAAAGAAGAAAACGAAAUCCACAUCAGCGAAGCGUGCUUUAUUUAAUGACUCGAACAGUGACGUGAGUGAUACUGAUUGCCUUUUCUGUGGAGACAAGAAGAUAUUCCAAGUCAAGGGAAAAUAA